GAGCGAGUGGAGGGGGACGGUUCGGUUCGCCUCGCUUCGUCGCGUUGCUUUCAUUCCCGGGGGAGGGCGGAACGCGGCACGACGAGUCAGCCGACAAGCCUUUACACCUGGAGCGGUGUAAACCAGUGCGGCAACCCUAACGCAGGCUCCUGUGCGCACACGCUACUGAAGGAGGGGCAGCCGUUGUUGUUUUAUACUCUCGUCCCUUCCCUCUCUUUUAAUUUGUAAGAUUUCGAGGCGAAAUGAAUGCACCACCAAGCUUUUCUCUUUGGAUGUAACCUUCUCUAAGCCGCCUUAGACUCGGUUCAGAGGGAAAAGGCCAGGAAAAUUCUGAAACGAUUUCGCACCAUUUUAAGGGGUGGAGGGCUGAUAUUAAGGCAAAAGCUUGGAAUCCAGAAGAAGCUUGCUUGUUCUUCAUCUCAAAGUUUACAUUUUCUGUGGCGUUUCAUCCACAUUGUCAGGGCACAAAUGGCAAAAUUUUAUUGACAUGUUGGCAUAGCGUGGCUUGAGCAAAGAGAAGAUCAUUGAAUCACUUGGCCUGCAGGUGUCCUGACAUUCCUGUGUGACAUUUUUGCAGAGGUAAUCAUGCCGGCAUUAUCAACGGGCUCUGGAAAUGAUUCAGGUCUGUAUGAAUUGUUGGCUUCCUUGCCAGCCCAGCUGCAGUCACAUGUGAACAGCCAGGAAGAUCUGACCUUCCUACGGGAUAUGUUUGGUGAAAAAAGCCUUCAUUCAUUAGUGAAGAUCCAUGAAAAACUUCAGCAUUAUGAAAGGCAGGGCCCAACACCCGUUCUUCACAACGCAGCCACUUUGGCAGAUGAUCUCACAGAGGAUCUGCACAACACACCAAUGAACAGUGAGAUCAGAGAGCUAGUGAAACUGCUAAUGCAUCCACAUCUCAAGGCUUUACUGUCUGUUCAUGACACAGUGGCUACGAAGAAUUAUGAUCCUGUAUUACCCCCAAUGCCAGAUGAUUUUGAUGAUGAUGAAGAUUCAGUAAAAAUUAUUCGACUUGUUAAAAACAAAGAGCCUCUGGGAGCAACAAUAAGAAGAGAUGAGCACACUGGUGCUAUUGUUGUGGCAAGAAUAAUGAGAGGAGGAGCUGCAGACAGAAGUGGUCUAAUCCAUAUUGGAGAUGAACUGAGAGAAGUUAAUGGAAUCGCAGUUGAUGAUAAAAGGCCUGAGGAAAUCAUACAGAUAUUGGCUCAGUCACAAGGAGCAAUAACUUUUAAAAUUAUACCAGGAAUUAAAGAGGAGACUCCAACUAAAGAAAGCAAGAUGUUUGUCAGGACUUUAUUUGAUUAUGACCCUAAUGAGGAUAAAGCUAUUCCAUGCAAAGAAGCUGGGCUUUCUUUCAAGAAGGGAGAUGUCCUUCAGAUCGUCAGCCAGGAUGAUGCAACCUGGUGGCAAGCCAAGCGAGAGUGUGAUGCCAAUCUGAGAGCGGGAUUAAUCCCAUCAAAGCAGUUCCAAGAGAGGAGGUUUGCACUUCGGAGACCUGUGGCAUUUGUUCAGCCACAAAGGAAUUCCAGUAGAAGAUCAUAUGCUGAAUAUGGUGACCUUUUCAGUGGACUCUAUAUAGCUGGUCUCAGAAGAAGUUUUCGAUUGAGCAGAAAAGACAGAAAAACUAAUAAGUCUAUGUAUGAAUGUAAAAGGAGUGAACAAUAUGACACAGCAGAUGUUCCAACAUAUGAAGAAGUUGUCUCUUAUCAGCGUCAACCAAAUGAAAAAUACCGACUGGUAGUUCUCGUUGGUCCUUCAGGAGUGGGACUGAAUGAGCUUAAAAGGAAAUUGCUGAUUUGUGAUUCCCAGCAUUAUGGUGUAACAGUUCCACAUACAACAAGGCCAAAAAGAAGCCAGGAAACUGACGGAGUGGAAUAUAAUUUUAUUUCCAAGCACUUGUUUGAGACAGAUGUACAAAAUAACAAAUUUAUUGAACAUGGGGAAUACAGAGGGAACUUGUAUGGAACAAGCAUUGAUUCUGUUCGAUCUGUGAUGGCAAAGAAUAAAGUGUGCUUGUUGGAUGUACAAUGUCCAACAAUAAAACAUCUGAGGACAUUGGAAUUUAAACCAUAUGUGAUAUUCAUCAAGCCACCAUCACUUGAACGCCUCAGAGAAACCAGGAAGAAUGCGAAAAUAAUUUCAAGCAAAGAUGACAAAGGCCCUGCCAAACCAUUCACAGACGAAGACCUUCAAGAAAUGAUCAAAUCUGCAGAGCUGAUUGAAGCACAGAGUUCGCACCUCUUUGACAAAGUUCUAGUUAAUGAUGAUCUUUCAGUUGCCUACAAAGAGCUGAAAGCUACCUUGGAUGAUCUGGAGACAAAACCUUUCUGGAUUCCAGUCAACUGGUUACAUUCAUAAAAUCAUGAAAGGGAGUCAUAAUAAUAGACGUUGAAUGGAAGUCUGGUAUUACUGAUAGCCAUUUCCAAGCAGUGGAUGGUGCUUUGAAGUAAAACUUUUGCCACUUUGUUUUUGCACUUUUAAUGUCCAAUAGCAAACCAUGUUACUUUUGCUAAUCAUAUGCUUUCAUCUACCUGAAAUGAGCAGUGCUAAAAUAUUUUCACUACUUGGGGAAUAAAUGUAGACACUCUCCAGUUUUACUACUGACGUAGAUCGUGACCUUUGAGGUGACAGGGGUUUUAUUUUUUAAAACACUGAAAUAUGUGUAUUUUAGUAAAUUAUGGGUGAUAUUUGUUUUAAGUGAAAGAAUAUAUAGUUUAGGUUGCUGAUAAAGAAAAUGCAAUGUAUCCAACCAGAAAUGGUUCUGUUUUAGCAUGUCAGCAGAACUAGAGGAAUUCAUGUGUGUCUUGUAUAAUAAAAUGGAAACUAGUGAAAUACCAAAUAAGAGAAUUAUUUGGAAAAUUUGGUGUUUGGCCAUAUUGACAUGUGGUUCUUAAGCAUAUUUUAAAAGGUGUUGGUUAUUAAUGUAUAUGCAAAAUCUGGUAUUAAUUCAUGCUGAACAUUCCAUUUAAAUUUACCUCACUAAUGUGCUGAUAAUGCCACCAGCAGUGCACUGUAAUUGUAUUUUGUUAGGUGAGAUGCUUAUUGUUUGUAAAUUAGGGAUUUAUUAUUACUUAAGAAUCUCAGAUAAAAUGGUUGUAUCCUCUUGUCUUUUAAUUUUUUUUAAACAAUUCUCCUAGAGAUAUCCCAGAUUAAUAAAUUACCCAUUUUCAUUUCUGUGUGGUGAUUUUAUUGAGAUAGGUGUUAAUCUUUCAGGUAUGCCAAGCAGCUCUAUAAAUAUGUUGCUCAAUUGUAAUGUGCAAUUUAAAGUGAACUUGAUGUACUGCAAUAUGUACAGAUAUUAAAAUCUUGUAUUAUCUUUAUCAAA
Molecule: messenger RNA, 3322 nt
Organism: Hypanus sabinus (Atlantic stingray)
Lineage: Eukaryota; Metazoa; Chordata; Chondrichthyes; Myliobatiformes; Dasyatidae
Gene: mpp7a
Product: MAGUK p55 scaffold protein 7a
Exons: 20
Coding region: 586-2355 (589 amino acids)
Biological process (GO): protein localization to adherens junction
Cellular component (GO): cell-cell junction; plasma membrane
Molecular function (GO): protein binding
Source: RefSeq, a predicted model, not a curated record